CCUGUCCGACCUGUUCGGAGGGGGGACACAUGACUCCGGAGGAAUUUCCCUCUCCCCCUCGUCUAGCUCCUGUCUUUUGUUUAGCGGCUUGUUUCUGAGGGAGACGACAGGGUGAGAGCCAGAGGAAAGAGGAGGAGGAGGAGACAGACGAACAGGAGAAGAAGGAGAGAUGUCGGAACCAGCCGCUAAUCCCGCCGCUACCUCAUACCCAGCGCCUGUUAUUUCUUUACCUUUGGGACUGGAGGUGUUGAGGACUUACUCUGGAGCCCUGGUCUGUUUAGAAAUAUUAUUUGGCGGUCUUGUAUGGAUCCUGGUGGCCUCGUCCCGUGUGCCCGUGCCUCUGCUGCAGGGAUGGGUGAUGUUUGUGUCCGUCACAGCCUUCUUCCUUUCUUCAGCCUACCUCGUUCUCUUCAUCACCGGCUUGGUUAACCGCAUCAACAUGGACUGGAACUUCUUGGAUGUGUUUUACCAUUUCAUAGCUGUGCUGUUCUACUUUGCUGCCUUUGUGCUGGAGGCUGCAACCACAGCGGCGAACGGAGGCACUUCCUUCACUCGACCACAGAACAGCACGAAUACCCUGUGUGUCACCCCUCGGGGCAACAUAUUCACAGUACUGACUUACAGACAGUACAGCAUUAAUGUGGCAGCCACGAUAUUUGCUUUUCUGGUGACUCUUUGCUACGGCUGCAGCUUGGUGAUGGGAUUCAAGAGAUGGACGAAGUAACGAAGAAAAAAAACAUGAACACUAACUAACAUUCCGCCUGGUUAACAACUUCAGCACAUCUGCCUUACAACCUCGACCACACAACCCCGUGAACCCCUGAAGUUCAGCUCAGUGACGUUGAAUCUUAUUCUGACUGUCGGGGAGCGAUCGCCACUUCCAGCUCUGUAAACAGGUGACUUUCAAAUAAUUAGGCCGGCACUGUUACCGUAAAGGUCUCGCCUAUGUUCCAAUCAGCUGUUGGAGGUAUUUAGAGGUUAAGUUGAUAUAAACUGCAAUAAAAAUAAGAACAGAGCAGACCUUAUCCUGUAUUUUACGUAGUUAUUUUAGAUUUUUAAAAGUAAUUUUGCAAGAUGAAAACAAUUUAUGUAAGUGUUGCUUCUCACCUAUGUAAUUAUACAGGUGGGAUCCUUUUUCUAAAGUCAUAAACUGAGUAAAAAAAUAAAAAAUUCAUGGAUAAAAAUCCAUAUUUUAUAAGUGAAGUGCCUGUGAGUGCUGCUCAGCAGAUUAAUUUAACAUCGGUUUGUUUUUAUUAAACCCAACCUGAUUGGUUGUCAUGCGUUUGGUGCUGAGGAGCUGGAGUUGAGUUAGACGUAUAAAAUUGACAUGACUUGUUUUUACAGUAAUAAAACUGUUGUACACAUCACCUCUAUAUUUGACACAAAGGAUUAAUACUGUAAAACAAGAAGUGGGUAAAGUUACGCUGAUGAUUAUCAAUAAAACAAAGUGAUAUAAUUCUAAUGUUUGUAACCUGAUGAUAUUUAGUUAUUUAUGUUCUGAAUAGAUUCUUAUUAGUGUUUAAGUGUGUUGAUGCGUUAUUUAACUGCUUUUAAUUGAUUGUUUUAUUCGGCGCACAGUUUAUUUUAUCGAUGAUCUCAUUUAAUGUACACUGUUGUUUGAUUUUUAACUGAAAAUAGUUUUUUGAUUAAGGUUUGUUUUAACUCACAUGCUUUUUAGUACAAAAGAAAUAAAUAUCUUGUGUACAA
Molecule: messenger RNA, 1707 nt
Organism: Austrofundulus limnaeus
Lineage: Eukaryota; Metazoa; Chordata; Actinopteri; Cyprinodontiformes; Rivulidae
Gene: mal2
Product: mal, T cell differentiation protein 2
Exons: 4
Coding region: 170-724 (184 amino acids)
Biological process (GO): myelination
Cellular component (GO): membrane
Molecular function (GO): structural constituent of myelin sheath
Source: RefSeq, a predicted model, not a curated record